Amborella trichopoda is the source of this 3017-nucleotide messenger RNA. The record is from RefSeq and is a predicted model, not a curated record. Lineage: Eukaryota; Viridiplantae; Streptophyta; Magnoliopsida; Amborellales; Amborellaceae.
AUCAGCACUAUAAUGAUUUUGCGAUACAUUUUGAGCUUCCUGUGUUUUACUUUAAAGCAAUUUAUCAGAAAAAAGAGAUUUUCUGCUAAUUUUCUCUGUGAAACUUGCUUUCACUCCCUAUUUACAUGUUCUUCUCAGAGUAUCUCUGCAAAUUUUUUUUUUUUAUAUUAAUGGAACGGGAAAUCCUUCUAAUUUAUUGUCCCUACCUUGGUUUAUUGUGUGAAAGACAAACGUAUAAAGAUACAUUUUCAUCUUUUUGGUAAAAACUGUUGGGAUUUUAGCUUUCCGUACCUGCUUUUUUUAAGUGCCCUGAAAUUAUUGAUUUUCCAUUAUUUCGGGUUUCUCAUUUUGGAUCCAGGCAUUUGAUUAGUAUUUACUGCAAAUAUCGAGACAUGCAACUAAUAACUUUUUCAACGUGAUAUUUUUCUACGAUUUUAAGUUUUGAGGAAUUCAUAAUUUUUGGGGGUUCUUAUGGUACUAGCAAUUCCUUACUAGCAUUUAAUUUUCUACAAAAGUUUUUACUUUUUGUGGUUCAGAUAACAGAGAAAAGUUUUGUUUUGUUACCAAACCUGGCAUUUUCCCCCUUGAAUCAUGAUUUUCGGAUCUAUGUUCUGAGAUUUUUUCUGGCAAUAGUAAUAAUGAGCGCUUGAAAAUUUAGAGAUUUGGGUUUCUUUAGUGAGAGAAGAAAAUUUAAUUUUCUUUUAAACAUUAGUUAAGUAUCCUUAAAAGGAAGUUAUACUGAGAAGCAUUUACCAUCCUUAUUUUCUGUCUGUCUUCUUGUUUCUAGAAAGUUAUUUUCAUUUAACAUAAACAACUGGACACUCUUGAUUUAUGUAUAGGAGUGAAGCUGCUAUGAUCUGUGAAAGCAUAGUGAAAAAAGAUUCUGCAACAUCAUCAGUCUCUUCAUGAAGGAGGAAAAAAAGUUCACUGUGAGGUGCAAUAUAAAUGCAUGGAUGGGAGGGAAGCCAUGGCGUUAUCAGGUUCCUCUCCAUAUUACAUGCACAGAGGGAUAAGUGGAAUUCAUGGGCAAGCAGGCGUGAGGCCCAUAUCGAAUACUAACCCAAAUUUGAGUGCGCAAUCUGGUGGUAUUAGUAGUAGUGGAGGUGGGUCAAAUUUACCAAUUGAUUCUUCUUCGAAUAUGGGUAUGCCUACUGGUAUGGCAAAUGUUGAACCUGUUAGAAGAAAGAGGGGGAGGCCUCGAAAGUAUGGUCCAGAUGGGAGUGUAGCAUUGGCAUUGUCUCCAUUAUCCUCUUCCGCUCCUGGCCCUGUUGGCCCGCUUCAGAAGCGGGGUAGAGGGCGGCCACCUGGUUCUGGGAAGAAACAGCAGUUGGCUUCUCUUGGGGAAUGGCUUGCAAACUCUGCUGGAAUGGCUUUCACUCCACAUAUCAUAACAAUCUCAAUCGGAGAGGAUAUUGCAUCAAAAAUUAUGUCAUUUUCACAGCAGGGGCCCAGGGCUGUUUGUAUCCUUUCAGCUAAUGGUGCUGUGUCUACGGUCACGCUUCGUCAGCCCUCGACAUCUGGUGGCACUGUGACGUAUGAGGGUCGUUUCGAGAUACUAUGCUUGUCUGGAUCCUAUAUGCUUACAGAGAGUGGUGGGUCCCGUAACCGAACGGGUGGGUUGAGUGUGUCCCUUGCUAGCCCUGAUGGGCGAGUCGUCGGUGGUGGGGUUGCUGGAUUGCUUUUGGCUGCGAGCCCUGUCCAGGUAAUAGUUGGUAGUUUCAUAUAUGGUCGGAAAUCCCAACCCAAGUCCCCAAGCACUGAACCCCUCAGGCAAGGCAGGCCUGGUGGCACACCAGGUUCUGGAAUAUCUGGUCAAGAUUCAGGCAUGGGAGCCGGAGCUUCGAUAAGCCCAUUGAGUCAGAACCCAAUGCAAAAUCCACCUUCAGGGUGGCCUGGCUCCCAAUCAAUGGACCUUCGAAACACUGAUAUUAACAUCGAUUUGACACGAGGAUGAAUAUGCUGGAUAACAAUGACAAUCUCUUUUUUCUCAUGAAGAAAUUGGACAGUAGAGGCGGUAUGUUCAAGCUGUUUCGAAGUAAUCUCAUGGACUAUGGAGUUGGCAACUUUGACCAAAAGAGUUCUAGAAAAGCAUGGUUGAAUUUGUUUGCGGGGUGGGGGGGAACUUUUCGAUUCCCUUUUUGUCCCUGGAAGCACUCGGUAGUUUGCUUAUAUAAUUAUGUCUAAUACAACAUUUAUUGCUUUUUAGUUGGGUGAGUUGGGAUUUGAGUCUUGGACCUCUUAGCUGCAGCCUUUGUGCCCUGGACAUGGCAAAGGCAAGAACCUUGUAUCAGUGAAACGGCUUGCCUUUUAUUGCGUGGGGUUGCGAACAGCAGUGGCACUCCUGUACAAUGCUUGCAAUGCAUUUAAGGUAUCGACACAAGGUAUGUGAUUUGUCUUUGUUAGGAGAAAAUUAGGGUGUUGUUGGGAAUAGGUGUCAAUUGGGAAGAGAAAAGUGGCCAAGGAUUAGGUUUAGAGGGGGGGGGGGGCGGGGGGCUGUUUAAUGUUUCUUGAGUUCAACGUUCUUGUUCAAAGUUAAUGUUAAAAAAAUGACUCAAAAGUGUAUAAGCCAAAGUGGUGGGCAUUUUUUCUUCUCUUUUUUUUUUUUUUUGUGUUUGAAAAUGUAUGUGGUUCGGGUUGGGAUUGGGUUUGAGGAGUUGGCUUUUUUUCUUCUCUUCUUGAUUUACAUAUUGGCUAUGCCUGCUUUAUCAUAUGGGUGGGGCUUUCCCUUCGUAACUUAAGCAAAACACUAUGAACUUUUAAGCAGCAUGGAUACAUAUAAUACACAGUUAGGGCUUUCUCCUUGUUAUAUGGGAGAGACAUUGUGAUCAAGGUGCAGCAGAUCUGUUGUAGCAACCAUUAAAUUCUCCCAUACUUGUUUUGUUCAAGGAAAAGUUCAUUGAAUUCUGGGUUGUAUUAUAUUAGGAAACUUAUGUACCUGCCAGCUCAUGGGUCCAUAUAUUUCUAUUACGCAUGUGCUAAUGCGUGAAUCUAUAUUUAGGAUUUGAAUCCCGCCCUCA